CCCAUUUCGCCCGUCGGCGCGACCGGCCUCGUUGUCGUGAACAUCGUCAAGGCCGGCCUCGACGUCACCCUCAUCGCCUUGCGUCAGCAAUGCCUCCGUCUCCUCAUUGUUGUCGACCACACACUGUAACUCGACCGCUACCCAAUUAUCCCGGCUUCGGCGAAGUCGGUAUCGGCCACUUGGCCUAGACAUGCUCGACCUUACCCGCCCACCACCAACGCAGGCCAAGUCAUUACCCCAAAGUCUCCUCCACAACUUCAUCUCCCGCGCCACCCUCAACGCACCUUCAAUGCCUGCCCUUCGCUUGCCCUCGCUCGCACUCACCCUCGCCUCCAUCGCGUUCUCCCGAGUCAUCGCGCGCGUCUCGAACACGAAGCCGGCGGGGGCGAAGAGGGUUGAUCCCGCUCAGCCGGGACGAUUGCUUCCGGAUCCGUUGGUGGCUGAACUGGCCAACCGUCAGCCACGUCAUCUCAACAGGUCGGAGAGAGCGACGCUCGCAGGCAGGGGAGACGGUCAUCGCCAGGGCAGAGCUCGCGGCGUUCCGACCCCUCACCUGGCCAGCUGCGAUCUGGCCACCCGAUCGAGCCAGCUCGAAGGCCAGAGAAGCCAACCACCUGAGCCAAAACACGAUCGGCAAGGAUCAGCUUCCAUCGCGGAGAAUUCAAAAACUCCCGCGACCGCGGGUUCAAAAAGGUUCCACGGCACGGAACUCAAAGCCUUCCAUAUCAGGAAAGUCAAUAGCUUCCGUCGGAGUUCGACGCGGUCACGUUGGAAACACGUUGGGAAGGCGACGCGUCGACGCUCUCUUACAGCGGGGACCAAGGGGCUAGCGAGCGCCAGGCUAAACGGGCCAACUUCAAUGGACAACGUCGAGCGAAGGGCUCUUGCGAUGUAG
This is a messenger RNA of Schizophyllum commune H4-8, 895 nucleotides long. RefSeq lists its product as uncharacterized. Lineage: Eukaryota; Fungi; Basidiomycota; Agaricomycetes; Agaricales; Schizophyllaceae. The record is from RefSeq and is a predicted model, not a curated record. The coding region runs from base 191 to 895 and encodes 234 amino acids. The transcript has a single exon.